Diatraea saccharalis (sugarcane borer) is the source of this 1040-nucleotide messenger RNA. NCBI's taxonomy places the organism in Eukaryota, Metazoa, Arthropoda, Insecta, Lepidoptera, Crambidae. The record is from the annotation of a GenBank genome assembly.
AGAUGAGACGGUUUGAUAAUUCAUCAAGUAUCACAUACUAAGAAAAUCUUACAUAGAUCGUAAUCCAGGAGUUAAACCAAGUAUAGCAUUUAAUUUUGUUUUUAGGACGCUCCGCUGAAGCGCUGGCAGUACUCGAGUUUUUGCGUGGUUCCAAAGCAGCUGCAAAUUUGGAACUCAAAGAGUACGCCUCAGAGAAUAAAGUUGAUGAUGCCAAUAAACUGCAACUCGUCAAAAACAGAUUGUUCUUAAAAUCCUUGACUCUUGUCACUAUCCUCUUCGUUGGUGUUCAGUUAAUAGGUUUCAACACUGUUUCCUACUAUCUACAAACGGUUCUCGAAUCUACGCAGACAAGCAUAAAACCAGAAAUAGCUUCACUCAUCAUUGGUUGUAUACAGCUCACUGCGAGUGUGAUCGCAACGUUUAUAACAGACAAGUUUGGAAGAAAACCUAUUUUUUCGAUUUUCUUGAUCGGGCAGAUGUUGGGAAUGAUCGGACUUGGCAGUUUCUUUUAUGUCACAUCAAGUACCAAAUCAGUCGCUGGCUUCAUGAACUUUCUGCCUUUGAUGUCUCUUAUUUUAAUCGUCUUUUGCUACAGCGCGGGACCUGGUUCCAUAAUUUGGGCGCUAACAGCUGAACUGUUUGAUAAUUCAGCAAGAGCCUUCGGUCUCUCUAUAGGCUUGACGACAAAUAUGAUAUCCAUCUUCAUCACCACCAGAUACUUCGCCUCCCUCAUGUCGACAAUAGGGCCGGCAGCUACAUACUGGUCAUUCGGCAUCAGCUGUCUACUUCUCUGUUUAUUUGUUAUAUUUCUCGUACCAGAAACGAAAGGGAAGUCUUUCUCGGAUAUACAAAAAGCCAUGGGCGCUAAAAAGGUCGUAUGUGACGAAGUGGGUGUUAAAUGAUUUUAUGUUUUACCUAACAACGAUAAAGAUACAUUCAAUGCUAUGGGAACGUAAAUGCAAUCCAUAUCUUCGUCUACAAUAAUUUAAUAUACCAUCUCGGUAAGUACUCAGUUCCCCGUGGAAACAUAAAAAUAAAUU